AUGUCAAGUGACAGUGUUCUGAGCUCGGAAAGUGAAGAUGAUAAUCAGAGCACUAAAGCUGAAACAAGUGACAUCCAACUAUCGAGAAUCAUUGAAAAUAAACCUAGCAAGAAAUCCAAGAAUUUUAUUUCAAGAAAUAUAGAACUCGCUGGGGACGCAUGUGGCGUGCUUGCCUUCACGGAUGACGAGAAGAAACGACUGUGUGAUCUUCUUCGGGACGAAGAUGACAGUGAAGCAGGAAGUGUGUCUGAGGGUGAGAGAUCAUAUGUGGGCAAAGAAAACAUGUGUUUCUUUCCUGCCUUCACAGUGGAUCCAGAAACAGAUGCUUUACUACAGAGCAUUGACUUAAAGCUCCAGGAAUUUCAAGUUGAAAGGUGUACAGAGAAUGAAGAAACUAAAACACGUGAACAUGAGGAUGAAGUGAGCUCUGUUUAUGAACAGAAAGACCUAAAAAUGAAAAAUUGUCUAAAGGACAUUGAUUGUUCUCUGAAGCAUCUGGAAGAGUCAGCAGCUGAGGUCUGUUCUAUUCAAAAGAUUGAACCAGUUUCACAAGAGGAAAUCGUCAAGAUUCUGAACACUCACUCGUGCAAGACAAUGCGUGACAAUGUCUCGGCCGGUCAGGGGACAAGCAGUGACCCGGAAUGCCAACAGCUUGAGCUACUGCCUCGUGAAGCAAUAGACCAGGUCAUCCAAGAUGCAAAGAACUACAUGCCCUUGUUUCAAUUCAAACACUAAAGAAAAUAUUCAUUUCGCAAAAUUUUCAAAUAUUCUUUUUACUGUAAAAUUUUUGUAGAAUAAAGUCAAUAAAAAAAAAGUAAAAAAAAAAA
This is a messenger RNA of Bacillus rossius redtenbacheri, 827 nucleotides long. RefSeq names its product fibrous sheath-interacting protein 1-like. The transcript has 4 exons. NCBI's taxonomy places the organism in Eukaryota, Metazoa, Arthropoda, Insecta, Phasmatodea, Bacillidae. Bases 1 to 735 code for a protein of 244 amino acids. The record is from RefSeq and is a predicted model, not a curated record.